AUGUUACGAAAUUUAAAAGACGCCGUGUUAUCCGCAGAAACAGUAUUUGGCGAUGUGUUUAGAAAUGUCAUAACUGUAGCUGAAAAAUUUAAAUCAAUACAUGAAGUUUUUGAUGCUGCCAUAGAGGAAGAAUGUAUAUAUAGUUGUCCUGAAGGGCAAAAACCAGUUCGCAAUAAGAAUCAUAUCCCAAAAUCUGAUGGCUGUGGUUCACUUGGGUUUGACAUAUCAUCUGAAUAUUUACCAUUGGAGCAAAUGACAAAAUGUUGUGAUUCACAUGAUAUCUGCUACGAUACUUGUAAUAGUGGAAAAGAAGUUUGUGACUUGGAAUUUAAAAGAUGCCUAUAUAACUACUGUGAUACUUACAAGAGUGUUAAUGUUGCUGGAGAUGCUAUUACCAAAGGUUGCAAGGGUGCUGCUAAGUUACUGUUCACUGGUACUUUGACACUUGGUUGUAAAUCAUAUUUAGAUGCUCAGAAGAAUGCUUGUUAUUGUCCAGUCUCAAAGAAUAAAUAUAGAAAAUAUACUACAGGAAAUGAUGAAUUG
This is a messenger RNA of Brenthis ino (lesser marbled fritillary), 543 nucleotides long. NCBI's taxonomy places the organism in Eukaryota, Metazoa, Arthropoda, Insecta, Lepidoptera, Nymphalidae. The record is from the annotation of a GenBank genome assembly.